CUACUGUAGUUAUUCUCGGUAGGACAGGAAUUUCUUGCAAGGAUGCAGCGGUCUGCUGAGGUUGUGGGCGCGUUGCAUCGCGCCGGCGCGCUCCUGGGCGCGCCUAGCUCUGCUCGGAACCUGAGCACGCUGGUGGAGAAGUUCACUUUCGGCAGUCCGGUGGACGGUCCAACAUCCAGCCUUGGAAGCAAUAUUAAGAUCAGCGCCAAGGCAAGCGCAAAGGGCGUUGAUGUGUCGGUGUCAGCCGGGGCCGGAAGCGCAAAGGCAUCAUACGCAUCGUCGGAUUUGCGCAAAGUGGCAGCAAAGCCGCUUGUUCUUCAGGAUGUUACCAGAAUUUCCACAGCCCACAGCUCUUUCAUGAGCUACUUGCUGUCCCUGACGCAUGAGCGCUACUCGGUCCUUGCAUCUUGGCCGGACUUUACCAAGGCGUACGGCAAGGACUACUACUACCGGGCUCACCCUGAUGAUCUGCGGAAGUUCUACUCGAUGGUGGAUGAGUUCCAUCGCAUGUGGGAUGUGGUGACGGAGUUUGGAAGCCUCUCGGGUCUGGCAGGCCAGCUGGUGCCAGGCUACCGCGUGCGCCGCCAUAACACGGUACACCCCGCCUUGGGACCGGCUACUGCGGACGGCGCAGUGGUGCAGUUCCUUUUGGCUCACGCUGAGGUGCGGGAAUGAAUCUGGUCGCAAGAGCUGCUGUGGUGCACGUGGUCUGCUCAACCGCUUUUCAUGCGGUGCGUUUAAACUGUGACGUCGCCAUGGCGAGCUGUGGAUAUUCCCUUGUUGGAAUUUUCAGAGGGAAACACCAAUGGAGGUUGAAGGGUUACUACUAUCCUUUUCGCAGAAAGCAUAUCUCAGAAUAGCAUUACCGAGUAACGCCAUGCAAUGC
Messenger RNA from Volvox carteri f. nagariensis, 886 nucleotides. RefSeq names its product mitochondrial F1F0 ATP synthase associated protein (gene asa7). NCBI's taxonomy places the organism in Eukaryota, Viridiplantae, Chlorophyta, Chlorophyceae, Chlamydomonadales, Volvocaceae. The transcript has 6 exons. The record is from RefSeq and is a predicted model, not a curated record. Bases 43 to 675 code for a protein of 210 amino acids.